AUGUUAGAAGCGACGUAUGCUACUAUAGAGAAGAGACUACCACCCACUCUGCUGGCUCCGAAGGUCGGCAUCGUUUGUGGAUCUGGAUUGAGCACACUGGCGGAUAGUUUUCAUGAUCCUGUUCUGGUGCAAUACGCGGACCUCGAAGGCUUUGGAACAAGCACUGUCCCGGGUCACAAAAGUAUUCUUGCUUUUGGUCUAAUCGGGGAUGUCCCAGUCGUAGCAAUGCUCGGCCGGUUUCACCCUUAUGAAGGCUACCCACUUACGACCGUAACGUAUCCGCUACGUGUAAUGAAGAAGCUUGGUGUCGAGCAUGUUAUUAUCACAAAUGCAGCAGGAUCGCUUAACCCUGAUAUUCCAGUUGGGACGAUCGUCGUUAUCCGCGAUCACUUCGCUCUCCCAAACCUUAGUGGAGCACUACACCCUCUACUCGGGCCUGUAACCUCCCCGUCCCAUCUACGUUUUCUGCCUUUAUCCGAUGCAUAUUCGCCCCAUCUUCGACGACUGGCAUUUCUCGCUUCACACACCCUCGGUUUGGGCUCUGACGCAUUAGUGGAGGGAACGUACGCAUGGGUAUCGGGACCAACAUACGAAACACCUGCAGAAGGACGCAUGCUACGUGCUGCGGGAGCAGAUGUCGUUGGCAUGAGUACGAUUCCUGAAGUGGUAGUUGCAAGAGAGGAAGGAAUGAAUGUCAUGGUGCUGAGCCUUGUUACGAAUAUGGUUGUCAUACCGGACCAAUAUCGAUCCAUCAAGGCAGAGGUGGAGGCAGAGCUUGCUGGGAAAGAAGUGGUACUGCCGGUGAUAGCAACUGUAUCGCAUGCAGAAGUACUUGAAAUUGGAAGGAUCAAGGCGGACGUCAUGAAACAACUUGUUGAGAAGAUCGUUUGCGAUAUCCCGAAACCCUAG
Fomitiporia mediterranea MF3/22 is the source of this 909-nucleotide messenger RNA. Its product is annotated as inosine guanosine and. Lineage: Eukaryota; Fungi; Basidiomycota; Agaricomycetes; Hymenochaetales; Hymenochaetaceae. Gene Ontology annotation, biological process: nucleoside metabolic process. Gene Ontology annotation, molecular function: purine-nucleoside phosphorylase activity. The coding region runs from base 1 to 909 and encodes 302 amino acids. The record is from RefSeq and is a predicted model, not a curated record. Gene Ontology annotation, cellular component: cytoplasm. The transcript has 6 exons.